Manis javanica (Malayan pangolin) is the source of this 772-nucleotide messenger RNA. It is a transcript of the gene COX4I2, whose product is annotated as cytochrome c oxidase subunit 4I2. Lineage: Eukaryota; Metazoa; Chordata; Mammalia; Pholidota; Manidae. The record is from RefSeq and is a predicted model, not a curated record. Gene Ontology annotation, biological process: mitochondrial electron transport, cytochrome c to oxygen. Gene Ontology annotation, cellular component: respiratory chain complex IV.
CUGUUCUCCCUCUUCAACUGGCUCCCGAGGCUUCCGAGGGACUGAGGACCCGGGUCGCGGAGGCUCUAUCUUAGCCGCUGCCGCCGCGGAGCCGCGAGGUAGGGGCAGAGGGCACUUUAAGGGCAAGACUCAUCCACACACACACCAGAUGUUCUUCAGAGCUGCUUGGAGCUUGGUGCUGAGGAAAGGAGGACUUGGAAUGCGAGGGAUGCACAGUCCGGGAGGCACUGCACAGGGCACGGGGAAGAUGCCCCCCUAUACCAACUACCAUGCCCAGCGCUCCUACCCCAUGCCAGACGAGCCCUUCUGCACAGAGCUCAACGCUGAGCAGCGGGCCCUGAAAGAGAAGGAGAAGGGCAGCUGGACCCAGCUGAGCCAUGCCGAGAAGGUGGCCUUGUAUCGGCUCCAGUUCCAUGAGACCUUUGCAGAGAUGAACCGUCGCUCCAAUGAGUGGAAGACAGUGAUGGGCUGUGUCUUCUUCUUCUCUGGAUUCACAGCGCUGCUCAUUUGGUGGCAGCGGGUCUAUGUGUUCCCUGAGAAGCCCAUCACCCUGACGGAAGAGUGGAAGGCCCAGCAGCUCCAGCGCAUCCUGGACAUGAAGGGCAACCCUGUGCAAGGCCUGGCCUCCCAUUGGGACUAUGACAAGAAGGAGUGGAAGAAGUGACACCAUAGCCCAGACUGCUCUCCCAAAGCUCCCUGCUGGCCCAGAGGCUAUGGAGGGGCCUCCCUCUUCAUAACCCAAUAAAGCUGGUCUGUUCUCUUCUGCCUCUAA